AUGGGAUUCCAUAAAACGUUUACGCGAAGUCUUUUGCUGUUACUGGUUGUAUCGACACAGAUACAGACUCAGAAAAUUAAAAUAGAAGACAAUAUACAAACAGUGCCGAGCGACUUACGGAGAGCGGUCAGCGAAGCUCUAGCUUUGGAAAGGAGGUUCCAGCUUGGUGCCAAUGACGCACAAAACUGUACCUCAGAAGAAGAUGAUAUAAGUAAUACGCCGUGUCCGCCCAGCAAGUAUCGAAGUGCGAGCGGCGAGUGCAACAAUGUGAGGCACAGGCCCUGGGGCCGGCGGGGCGAUGUGUUCCUAAGGUUGCUACCUCCAAAUUACGCUGAUGGUGUAUCACAGCCGUUAUCAGCACCCCGUCUGCCGGAGCCCGCGUUGGCUAUACAGGCGGUGUCGCAUCUAGCACCGCCCGUAGAGCACGACUAUGUGACCAGCAUGUUGGCAGCAUGGGGACAGUUCCUCAUGGACGACCUCAUUGCUACGGCUAAUGGAAAUAAGAAAUGUGAAGGAUCAGUUUGCGAGUAUGUCCGAUCAGCACCAACGAGAAAUAUUGAUUCCUGUGGCUUUGAACACCGUGAGCAAAUGAAUCUGGCAACGUCAAUGCUGGAUGGGUCCGCUCUAUACGGAAGCUCGGAGAAAGAACUGCGCUCUCUACGUUUGUACGAUGCUGGGAAAAUGGAUCUUGGAUCAUGUCGGAAAUGCAACGAUGGAACGCCGUCUGCCCCUCUUUAUGAGGCGUUAUUAACAGAACACAACCGUAUCGCUGGAGAGCUGUACUCAAUGAAUCCCUUCUGGGAGGACAAUGUUCUGUUCCUGGAAGCGAGGCGAGCGGUGGCCGCGAUUAUACAACAUAUCACUUUUAAUGAAUUUCUGCCGGUGUUAUUAGGAGAGGUAGGAAUGGCUAAAGCUGAAUUGAAAUUGACAUCGCUUGGAUUCUGGCGCGGAUAUUCAAGUUCUAACCGCGCUGGAGCUUACACAGAACUGGUGUCAGUUGCACCUAUCUUCGAUGCUAUGAUGAAUGAAAAAUUGAUAAACACAACAGUGAGUCUCAAAGAUCUAGUACAAACAAGUGCCCACCAAGUGUCCAAGUUCCCGACAUCAGCCCAAUGGGACCUGCAGCGCGCGCGCGACCACGGCGUGCCUUCAUACUUGAAAGUACUUCGCAUCUGUGAUCCGAUGUUAAAUGUCAAAUCUUAUGCUGAUUUCGAAAAACUCAGCUAUAAUAGGACUCAACAAGAAAUGAUGGCAGAUAUGUACAGGAACCCAGCUGAUAUAGAGCUGAUGGUAGCCGGCGCAAUGGAGAAACCCGCCUCGGGAGCAGUCGUCGGGUCCACUUUAGCCUGCGUUUUGGCGUUGCAGUUCGCUAACUUGAAGAAAAGUGAUAGGUUCUGGUACGAAAACGACUUGCCACCAUCAUCGUUCAACGCGGAACAACUCGCAGCCAUACGGAAGGUGUCCCUCGCGGGCUUGCUCUGCGCCGCCGACGACGCGCUAGACAAGAUACAACCUAAGGCAUUUGUUAAAGAAGAUCCUUAUUUGAACGCGGCGCAACAAUGCUCGCAGCACUCGCGGCUGGAGGCGGGCGCGUGGCGCGACGACAGCGGCGCGCGCGCCGCCGGCCGCCUGUCGCAGGACGCGCUCGCCGCCGCGCUCGGCAAGGCCAGGCGGGAGAUGGCGGACCGCAAGAGGCUGGAGUACAUGCUGUGGGAAGCGAGUGGAGGAGCGGACCCGAAGUCCCCAGUAGGAACCGCCGCUUCCUUCUCUAAAGCCAACAAAUACGCUCUCAAACUUGCGAACACAUCUUUAUUCUUCGAAUUUGCAACCAAUGAACUUCUCAAUUCUAUCAAUGGACGCCGUCGCAAACGUCAAAUCCUCGACGGCUCCCUGAACUUCGAGUCCGCCAACGACUUCGUAGAGUCUCUUCAGUCAGUGGACGUGAGCGGGUUCCUGGGGCAGGAGCAGCUCGGGCCCGCCAUCGAGCCGCAGUGCGACGACCGCGGCAGCUGCGACCCCGACAGCCCAUUCAGGACUUAUACGGGUUAUUGUAAUAACCUAAGGAACCCCAAUUUGGGCAAGAGUUUGACGACGUUUGCGAGAUUGCUGCCGCCCGUGUAUGAAGACGGAGUGAGCCGGCCGCGCACGACCUCGGUGACGGGGUCGCCGCUGCCGUCGCCGCGCGUGGUGUCCACCGUCGUGCACCCCGACAUCUCCAACCUGCACACGCGCUACACGCUCAUGGUCAUGCAGUUCGCGCAGUUCCUCGACCACGAGCUCACUAUGACGCCCAUACACAAAGGUUUCCACGAAUCCAUCCCCGACUGUCGGUCGUGCGACUCGCCUCGCACCGUCCAUCCCGAGUGCAACCCCUUCCCGGUGCCGCGCGGGGACCAUUACUACCCUGAAGUCAACAUCACAUCUGGAGAACGGCUUUGCUUCCCAUUCAUGAGAAGUUUACCUGGACAACAGCAAUUAGGUCCCCGCGAGCAAGUGAACCAGAACACAGCAUUCAUAGACGCGUCAGUGAUAUACGGCGAGAACCCGUGCAUCGUGCGCAAGCUGCGCGGCUUCGGCGGCCGCCUCAACGCCACGGCGAGCCCGGCGCGCGGCCGCGACCUGCUGCCGCGCUCCGACUCCCACCCCGAGUGCAAGGCGCCCAGUGGCUUCUGUUUUAUUGCUGGUGACGGUCGAGCCUCAGAGCAGCCGGGUCUGACCGCCAUCCACACGGUGUUCCUGCGCGAGCACAACCGCGUGGUGGAGGGGCUGCGCGGCGUCAACCCGCACUGGGACGCGGAGCUGCUGUUCGAGCACACGCGCCGCAUCGUCGCCGCGCAGUUCACGCACGUCAUAUACAACGAGUUCCUACCGCGAUUGUUGUCUUGGAAUGCUGUCAAUCUGUACGGGUUGAAGCUAUUGCCUGCAGGCUACUACAAAGAGUACUCGCCCACGUGCAACCCGUCCAUCGUGACAGAGUUCGCGGCCGCCGCCUUCCGCUUCGGGCACUCGCUGCUGCGGCCGCACUUGCCGCGCCUGAGCCCCGCCUACCAGCCCGUAGACCCGCCCAUACUCCUGCGGGACGGAUUCUUCAGACCCGACAUGUUUAUGAAUCAUCCACCAAUGGUAGACGAACUUAUCCGCGGUCUCUCCUCCACACCCAUGGAGACCCUGGACCAGUUCAUCACUGGAGAAGUCACCAACCAUCUAUUCGAGGAUCGAAGGAUUCCCUUCUCUGGUAUUGACUUGAUCGCCCUCAACAUCCAGAGAGGUAGAGACCACGGCAUACCGAGUUAUAACAACUACAGAGCGCUUUGUAAUCUGAAGAGAGCAACCAACUUUGAAGAUCUAGCUAGGGAAGUCCCUGAUGAAGUUAUUGCCAGGUUCAAGCGUAUAUACCCGACGGUGGACGACAUCGACCUGUUCCCGGGCGGCAUGAGCGAGCGCCCGCUGCAGGGCGGCCUCGUGGGGCCCACCUUCGCCUGCAUCAUCGCCAUACAGUUCCGACAGCUCAGGAAAUGCGAUCGCUUCUGGUAUGAGAACGACAACCGAGCGGCGCGUUUCACAGAGCUGCAACUCGCUGAAAUACGCAAAGUGACGCUCUCAAAGAUCCUGUGCGACAACUUCGACGUGAACUCAGACAUACAGCGCGCCGCCUUCGACCUGCCCAGCAAUUUCCUCAACCCCCGCGUGCCGUGCGCGUCGCUGCCCAAGCUGGACCUGUCGGCGUGGCGGGAGAGCUCGGCGCAGGGCUGCCUCAUCGCCGCGCGCAACGUGCCGCUCGGCGAGUCCGCCUUCCCGUCCCCCUGUACUUCUUGCAUCUGCACCGUUGAUGGGGCGCAAUGCGCAUCUCUCCGCAUCACGGACUGCGCGCAGCUGUGGCGCGAGUGGGCGCGCGAGGCGGUGCUGCGCGACGACGUGUGCACGGCGCAGUGCGGCGCCGCGCCGCCGCCCGCCGCGCCGCCCGCGCACCGCGCGCCAAGGCGACCGCUCAACUUCAAAUUCCCAGAUUUAACACCGUUUAUAGCUAAG
This is a messenger RNA of Brenthis ino (lesser marbled fritillary), 4029 nucleotides long. The record is from the annotation of a GenBank genome assembly. NCBI's taxonomy places the organism in Eukaryota, Metazoa, Arthropoda, Insecta, Lepidoptera, Nymphalidae.